Mugil cephalus (flathead mullet) is the source of this 2661-nucleotide messenger RNA. RefSeq names its product BCL6B transcription repressor (gene bcl6b). Gene Ontology annotation, molecular function: protein binding; DNA-binding transcription factor activity, RNA polymerase II-specific; RNA polymerase II cis-regulatory region sequence-specific DNA binding. Gene Ontology annotation, biological process: regulation of transcription by RNA polymerase II. Bases 243 to 1910 code for a protein of 555 amino acids. Gene Ontology annotation, cellular component: nucleus. The transcript has 12 exons. NCBI's taxonomy places the organism in Eukaryota, Metazoa, Chordata, Actinopteri, Mugiliformes, Mugilidae. The record is from RefSeq and is a predicted model, not a curated record.
CCCUCCCUGCAGCCUCCUGCCACAGUGUUUCUCAGAGUCGCUGGAGGUUGUGGGUGGGUUCCUGCUCCACGUUUUUGGCGGUGGACUGAACGCUGAGCACAGGGGCUUGACGUCAGCGGAGGGAGCGUUAGUUCUCGUCCCUGCUGGUCGGGGUACGAGUAGGGAGCUGGUCUCACCUAACAGAUGUGUCUGUGACACUCCAGUAUAUUUAUUCUGUCAGAUAAACACAGAUCCAGAGGAGCAUGAUGGAAGUGUUAGAAGGAUACAGGGUAGACAGAGGACAGGCGAUGAGGGCCGCGGCCCCGCCUGAGGGUUACGUGAAGGAGUUUACCCGCCACUCGAACGAUGUGCUGCUGAAUAUGAAUGAACUGCGGCACAGAAGCAUCCUGACCGACACCACCCUGGUCGUCGGGAACGUGCACUUGCGGGCGCACUGUGCUGUGCUCGUGGCCUGCAGUGGGUUCUUCUACUCGCUGUACACCCACCGCGUGUUGCUUCAGGGGCGUGGUGGCAGCGGGGAGCAGCUCAUGACCGUGUCUCUCCCCGGCACCUUGGACCCAUCCAGCGUCUCCCUGCUGCUCGACUUCAUGUACACCUCCCGCCUCCCUCUGACACCGAGCAUCGUCUCCGGGGUGCUGGCUGUCGCCACCUACCUGCAGAUGGACCACGUGGCUGAUACCUGCCGGGAUUUCAUGCAGCUGCACUGCACUGAGAAUGUGAGUGCUAGACACCUGAAAUUGGAGCUGGACUCCAGGGUAUCUGUAGCCUCUGUAGCCCCCAAAGGAGGAGACUUGCCUAAUGCACGGCCGCAGACACUGCUGCCAACAGCCGGGUCCAUCAGGGUCCCUGUAGUGGCCGGCGGCUCUCUCAAGCCAGGGGACUUCCCAGCCCGUCAGCCCAGGUCAAAGGAGACAAAAGGAGAACCUGGGUCCCCCCUCACCGGCUCCCCGACUUCAUCUCCAAACAGCCCUGCCCGCUCCAGCUGCCAACCAAACUCUCCAGCCGAGUCCAACACGUGCAACAAGAAUUUUGUGAGUGACACCAAAGCCUCACCAGACCCAAAGGCCUGCAACUGGAAGAAGUACAAGUACAUUGUCCUUAACCCCCUCUGCACCGCCACUACUGUGAAAGUAGAGGAGCCAGAGGAACCCCAAAGUCGAGCAUCACCCUCUGCUGAGAGGGUGGGCUCGGUGCCACAGGCACCAACAGAGGCGUGGUCUGGAGAAGUGCCUGGUCAGAUUGAUAGACAGGGGCAGGCCUCCUGCUACGAGGGUUCUGGCCGAGCCCCUCCCCUCGGGCCACCACCCUCUGUGGAUCAUCUAACAGUGACUCACUCUCACAAGGAGGAACCAGUCACCUCACCUGGCACCGUUCUCCCCAAAGUGCACCCCUCUGAUCCAGAAGCGGCCCAUCACAACCAACACUCAGUCAAGCGUGAGAACUGCUAUGUGCCCUACAGUUAUUCAGGCAACCUUCAGGGAACCAAGUCAGUCUGUUCAGGUGACAAGCCGUACCGCUGUAAUGUGUGUGGAGCUCAGUUCAACCGGCCGGCCAACCUGAAGACUCACUCCCGCAUUCACUCUGGCGAGAAGCCCUACCGCUGCGACACCUGUGGGGCACGAUUCGUACAGGUUGCUCACCUCAGGGCCCACGUCUUGAUUCAUACAGGGGAGAAGCCUUACCCCUGCCACACCUGUGGCACCCGGUUCCGCCACCUUCAGACCUUGAAGAGUCACCUGCGCAUCCACACUGGAGAGAAGCCUUACACUUGUGAGAAGUGUGACCUGCACUUCCGACACAAGAGUCAGCUGCGCCUGCACCUGCGCCAAAAACACGGGGCCGUCACCAACACCAAGAUCCGCUACAAGGUGCUGACCGAGCCCUACCAGCCUCUGCUGCAGGCCUGCUGAAGAGGAAGGCAAAUGUCACCCCAAUAAUAUCUAAAUCUGUCAGAAAAUGUGAUCUAAUUUUAAAUUAUUGGCAUGUGUCUUUUUGAGUCACUGGUUUGUCAGGCAGCCAGAUUUAAGACUUACAAAUUUUUAUUUAGUAUGUUGUCGGAAGAUGUUUGGAAGUUGGAGCUAUCGCAACAACACAUCAAUGCUUUAUUAGUAGGAAUCCCGGAGGUUAAUCAGAAAUUAGAUGAUUAAAGAAAGUGCAUUUGAAGGUUUGUGAAGAGACGUAAAGAGGGGAACAGGACAAUGAACAUGUGGUCAAAGGUUGUGUACUUGGAGGAAAUGUGAAACGUUUGAGAGAAAGAUAGAGUAAGUUUUAUGAAAAAGAAGUGAAUGGGUUUGGAGUUUUUGGAGUGAAUUAAAAGAGACAAUGAGUCUAGCAAAGUAGCAAAGCACUUCAUCAGUAUUAAGUGGCUUAAGUUUUCUUCUCAGAUGUGUAUUUAUCUCAUAUUUAUCUUUAACCUCAUGGCCUGGGGCCUGUGUGUUGUAGUGUGCAGAGAUAAUCUGCUUUCACAGUCCAAGCAGGCAAAGGACUUAGAUGUCUUGUACUGAAUACAAAGUGAGGAAAUAAAAUGAUAUUUUGUUUAUGACGCAGCCAUUUAUAUAAGACAAACAAUCGAUUAGUUAAUGACAAUGGUAAAUGUGUUAAUUUGCUGGACAAAAAUGGUUUUGUACAAUUUAAAUUAAAUCAUUUUUUAUUAAUUGGGAA